AUGAAUGUUGUGGAGCUUCUCGAGAAAAAACACUUUAAGGCCAUAGAGAGGAACAUUGAAAGGAGAAAGCUGAAAAAGUACUUCUUCGCCUUUUUACGGUUUAACAAUUUAUAUAAGGGGAAGAACAAAGCUGUGGGAAAGCUCUGGAGGGACAUUUCAGCUGGGGGGGAAUACCUCGACAUUUUUAAAUCUUUCUCCUUUGUGAAUUUUAAAUAUGUAUGCGAGUUUGUGAAGCGAUUGGGGGGGGAAGUGAGUUCUCCCGAAUGGAUGGAUGGACAAGAUGGGCUACACUCAUUGGAAUGGCCAUACUUGCCGCCUACUAAUGUGGGAGAUGACAUUGAGAGGGAUCCCCAAGGGAUUGCAAACCUUUUCCUCGUACAGUUGUUCCGUGUGGUGAGGCUUCAUGGAAGUGUAAAAAAAAGGUGGGAGAGUGGCAACACCAAAGGGGAAGGUCCACUUGAAGGAGCAUCCACAGAUGAGGGAAAACCAUGUAUGGAUAUACCCUACCUAAGCGACAUAAUAUUUAUUAACCAAAAAAGGGAGUUUGAAAUUCUGUUCAAUUUAAUGCACCCCCUUGUGCAUAACAUAUACACAACCAAUCUGAUCGCAGACAUGAUGAUGAAGUCCCCACCCAUAGACAUGGAUAAGUGCUACAUACAGUUGCUCAUUUCUGUGUUACUCCAUAUUUACAAAAAAAAAAAACACGUACUUUUUUUUUAUUUUAUGAUAUACAAAAAAUGGAAGAGAGUGAGAAAAAACAUUUCUAAUAGUGUAGAAAUUAUUAUCGAAUGGGAAUCCAUAAAAUAUUUUAUGAGAAAAAAUAAAAAAGAUAUCUACCAUUUUAAGUGUUUGCGAUACUUCCUUCUUAACCUGUGUGAUCGUUCUGCUAUUCAUCAAAUGUUAAACUACGUUUUCUCCUGCUUACGUGACGAUUUUUUAUUGAAUCAUCCAAAUAUUUGGGAAAUGGAUUUUUGGACAUACAGGAAGGAAAGCAACUUUUACGAAUUUGCCUUCUUCCUUUACCUUUCCAUUGAAGAUUUGUGUGACCCAGAGUUGGUGUUUUUUCUCCCUUCUGUAGAAAAAAUAAAAAAAUUACUCCAAUGUGAUCAGCCAACAUGUGUGAUGGAUAUUUAUUUGUUACUCCACUUCAUCGACAAAUGUGAUUGCGACCUUUCCCUCAAAUUGAGACUCAUUUUGGUGUCCCUUAUUCGAUGUGCAAAUUCGCCUGACUUGUUCAGGCAAAACGGGGGCAACUUCUUCCAUGCUGUUGUGAAUCCUGCAAGGGCACAGUUACUGGGUGGUCCUCUAUCGGAAAAGGUGCAACUACCAGGUAGUUCACAACCCGAUGAUUCGCCACCCCUUGGAAGUGCCACCCUGGACCACCGCCGCAUCGCUCAGUCCGUGUCCACCUACCUGUCAGACAAGGACGAGUUAAUCAUGCACACCACGAAGAAGGAGUUUUUCUAUAACGCCGCGUGUAUAAUAAAGUAUGUCCACAUAACCUGCUACAACAUCGUUAAUAACAGGAAGGAGUACACAGUGAAGUAUGAACAUCUGGAGAGUGAGCGAGAAGCCACCACUGCGCACCCUUAUGAGUAUAACCUUCACAGCGAUGUUACCAAUUACAAGAGUUAUUUGUCGUCCAGUGUCAGUGGACACUUUUGUAGGAAGUAUGCAACCCUUGUAUCAAUCCUUCUCCACAUGAACCUCCUCCGCUUGAGUGAUAUUUGGAGCUUCACACUGAUCAAGUUGGUGGAGAACAAUUUAUUUUUCCAGCUAAUGAAUCUGUUGAGAUUGCGGAGGAAGAGUGCACUUUUGUGCCUCACCAUUUCUAGUCUUCUGAAGGUGCGUUACGAGGCUGUGCAGGAAUACGCCCGUGCAACAAGCGUUGGUGGAAGCAGUAACGGUAUUUUGGGUGGUGGUUUGACAGGAGGCUUGACAGGAGGCUUGACAGGAGGCUUGACAGAAGAUUUGCCUGACGAUUUGGUGAGCUACCCGUAUACAGCCUUAUAUGAAGACUUGCGUGGACCCGCGCUGGCGAAGAGGCGCGCGCUUAGGAAAGAAGUUCUUGAGUACGCGUCUAAAGAGAACAAACUGAUGGAUAUCCUGAGCUACCUCUCCAUGAAUAUAAAAAAGGAUAUCCUAAAGUUACCUCUUAUUAUUCUAAAGUACCUUUAUAAAAAUGUACUUAAGUAUUUAUCCAAACCUAUACACGACAUGAAGAAGAGCAUAAGACACUACUUCGAUAGAAUGUCCUUGAGAAUAGGUGCCUACCUUUUUGAGCUAAUAUAUAUAAUGUCCAUUUGGAUUUACUACCAAGGGGAAGUGCACUCCAUAAUUCAGUACAGAAAAAAGUUCCACCUUUUCCCCCUGUAUUUCAUUUUGGUGGACAUUUAUGUAAAGUUUGCCGAGAAGUACAGCGAGAAGAACAACGCCAUUCUGCCAUCUCUCUUAAGUUACUCUUUUGUGCAGGGUUUCCUUUUCCUUUUUAACUACCCCAGGGCGAUUUCCAUCAUGGGGAGAGGCCUCUCGAGGAGUAACACUGUUAAGGUUGCUAUUAAUCCAUUCCUUGGCGAUGCUGAUCAGAGUGGUAUCCGUGGGGAGAAGAAGAGCCAACUGUUGAGGCGAGCAUGCCUCGACUAUCCUUUGACCUGUAGUAUUUAUCCAUCCUCCGACAGUGGUUAUCCUUCUCCCUGCAGUAGUAUCCAAAGGGGAAUACCUCCCCCGAGUUGUAGACUCACACAAAUGGAAAAUGUGAACCUGUCAGAAGCAGAACAGAAAGGAAAGAGAAAAGAUAUGGAUCUCGUCUCAAGAAAGAGUAGCUCUAGUGAAGAAUAUUCAGAAUAUAUCAUCUCUAUUAUUGAAAAGUUUAUUGAAGAAAAUAGAAACGAAGUAUUGUGUUAUUUUUAUACUCUCCUUAUGUUUACAGUUGCUCGUGUCCAUACAUCUGUCUGCUACAGAUAUAGGGAGAUUAAUUACCUGGUCAUUUUACAUGUCCUUCCAUGGAAGAGUUCCUUGAACUUCUGUAGAAUGGAUUCUAAAUUGAGUUGCUUCUUUUUUCAAAAGUAUUAUGAAUGCGUUCAUGCGUUGCUACCAGAAAUUGUACUCACUCACUUUUCUCCAGGGGUGGAGGACACUCACAUGGAUACCAAACAUGAUGAAGACGGUUACAUUACUCGUGACCUUGUGGACACAUGCGAAAUUGACACAUCUGGGAGUUAUCCCCAUCUAGGUACUUCGAAUGGAUUAUACGCUCAAAUUGUGAGGGCCAGAGAAGCAAUUGGUAGACUCUUCCUUGGCCGUACGGAGAAGAACUCAACAGGUUAUGCCCCCGAUGGAGUAAUCAUCAUGGGGUUGGAAAGCUCACUUCUGCGUAACUGCCUUCUGGUGAUUACCUUCAUCGAAGUUAUAUUCAUGAAUGGAGGCGAUGAUAUGGUAAGUCAUUCAACUGAAGGCAGUGCCCCUUUGGGGGAAUCGAUUCGGAGUGAUCCUCAUUCCAUUGUAGACCGCUUUGGGCGCAUGCGUAACUUUUCCCAUUUGAUGAAGUACCUGAUAGAUGAACAACUGUGCGCGCACUACAUCUCCGUCUUCCAGAACCCAGUAAAUUUCUUCCUGAGAAUUUCAUCCAAGUAUACCGAUUUGUUGAUCAGACACAACUGUCUGAAUAGCCUAAUGUGUUUUAUUUUUACAAAACUUCAGAAUUACUUGUCGCUCAUACCACCCCGACUGUGUGCGGAGGAUUUUCUUCCGCUGAAUGUGGACGACAUCACGGCUCUGCAGGAAACGGCUGUGGCGCAGUGCAUGCUGAACCUGCGGGGGGGGGAGGGAGACUCAACAUACGAAGGGGGAAUGAGUGCCCAGGCAACCGGACUAGCCAAACCGAUGGGGGCAGCCGAACCCACCGAUCUGACCGAAGCGAUUGGGCCAACCGAACCGACCGAACCGACCGAACCAACCAAAUCGACCGAGCCAACCGGGCCGAUCCUCGGAGACCUGAAUUUUUUUCUAAAAAAAAUGGAUGCACUGGUUAAGACACUGAGCGAAAGCAGCCUGCAGAGCCUAUGUGAGUCGGGGUUCGACAUACAGAGCGCCUUCUACCUGUCCUUCUACCUUCGCCCGCCUACAUUCCACACGGUGUUCCACUACCUAGCAAACAAUAUGAUGGCUAUCACGAGCGAUAGCUUUAACCUGGAAGACAACAUCACCUACUACAAACAAAUUCAUAUAAAAAAAAAAGAAACUGUUUUGAAUCCAUACAAUGUACUGAACAAGACGACCUUCUACACACAGCUCGUUGUAUUCUACUUGAUUGUAAAUGCUAAUAAUGAAAGAAUAGAAGUGGAACCAUAUAAGAAGAGCUUGUGUGGAUACUUUAAGGGUUGCCUCCAGGUAUGCUUCAGACCUUACGUGGAUGAGUUUGUUGCCUCCAUCAUCCCUAUCAUGCUACACUUUUACUACUUUUUUCCAUCCUUCAUUCCUGAGUUGUUGGGUGCUCUAAUCCAGAUUGACAUGAAGAAAGAAAACGAGCUACUUUGUAGGGAGUUGUCUCGGUUCGAGAAGCGCGUUCGCCGUGUCCUAGAGGUGUCUUACGUGCACAAUCCGGAGGGGGCACAGCCAACUGGUGUUUCUCACGCAUCUGGCGUGUGA
Messenger RNA from Plasmodium knowlesi strain H, 4647 nucleotides. Its product is annotated as conserved Plasmodium protein, unknown function. The record is from RefSeq and is a predicted model, not a curated record. The transcript has a single exon. Bases 1 to 4647 code for a protein of 1548 amino acids. NCBI's taxonomy places the organism in Eukaryota, Apicomplexa, Aconoidasida, Haemosporida, Plasmodiidae.